CUCUCUCUUUACAAGCACAAAAGCAAAAAAGAAAGAAAAAGUUAUACAGAAAACAUAAAAAUUUAGAAAAUGGGAAAUUGUAUAAGGCAUGAAUCCUCUGUACAAUGGGGUGGUGAUGACUGGGGAUCUCCAGAAAAGGAGGAGCUUUAUGGUAGUGAUACAGAUUGUGACAUGGGGGACAAUAAUAAGGCCAUGAUUAUGGAAGAGAAGGGUCUCCUUGGAGGAGCUGAGAGAAGUUUUACUAAGUCUUCAUCUACUACUACUACUACAGAGGUAAAGAUCAAGAUCACGAAGAAACAGCUGGAGGAGUUGCUAGGCAAGGUGGACUUGAAAGAAUUGUCUGUGCAACAAGUUUUGGCCCAGUUGAUUAACGUUAGUGAUCGAUUUGAUUCGCAUCCAAGGUCCUGGAGGCCUGCCCUGCAGAGUAUUCCUGAGGUGAAUUGAGCUGAGGUUGCAGGUGAUGAUGAUAAGUGUGCAUAUAUAUAUGGUAGUGAUGAUGAGUCUUUCUUGCUCUAAUCCUCCUUAUAUAUUUGGAUGUUUUGGUCAAUCAGGAAUGUCAUGUACUUGGUCUUAUUUUGUACAGGAAGUGAAGGGGAAUGGCGUUAGGACUUUAGAAGGUUUCUACUAUAGAUUUUGUUCAUUGUAGUCUGUGAAUACCAAAAACCUCUUUCUAGGCAGAGCCUAAGGUUUUGUUUUUUGUUCAAAUGAAUCUCUCUCUCUCUCUCUC
Molecule: messenger RNA, 727 nt
Organism: Quercus lobata
Lineage: Eukaryota; Viridiplantae; Streptophyta; Magnoliopsida; Fagales; Fagaceae
Product: protein expression protein
Exons: 1
Coding region: 70-444 (124 amino acids)
Source: RefSeq, a predicted model, not a curated record